Messenger RNA from Anopheles arabiensis, 2255 nucleotides. RefSeq names its product pyruvate dehydrogenase [acetyl-transferring]-phosphatase 1, mitochondrial (gene Pdp). The transcript has 3 exons. Gene Ontology annotation, biological process: protein dephosphorylation. The record is from RefSeq and is a predicted model, not a curated record. Gene Ontology annotation, molecular function: cation binding; protein serine/threonine phosphatase activity. Bases 307 to 1713 code for a protein of 468 amino acids. Lineage: Eukaryota; Metazoa; Arthropoda; Insecta; Diptera; Culicidae.
GCAACCCCGACCACCACACGUUUUGUUUACGUUCCGCUAGCCGAUUACGUUCUCGGGCCCGCACUUGGCUGUUCCGUUCUGCCGUGAACGAACGUGAAAACCAAAACACGGCACACGAAAGACCACAAACUAUUUAUAUACCUCGCCCGUCCAGUGCAAUUCCGCGUGUGAUAAACAGUGCAGCAGUGACGUGGUGCUGUGUUUGCGCAACACAAAUGUAAGCACAGAAGAGGAAGCAGUAGAGUGAGCUUCCGAAAAGACAACCCGCAUCAACCACAGCCAGUCGAAACCCAGGAAGCAGAAAAGAUGUCGAGCUGUUCACGCAAAAUUCUCGCCCUCCGGAUCCAUGCGCUGGCGAAGACGUUCAACCGGUGCUACCACCGUGCCACAGCCCUCCACUGCCCGUCGGGGCCACCGAAACUCUCGCCAUACGAUGUCAACUGUAUACUGCGAACGAACGAACACACGCAGGAGUUUUUCGGCGGCUCGGUUAAAAGCUACGACUCGAACCAGCUCGCCUCGAACUCGCCGAUCGAAGACUCGCGCAGCGAGGCGAGCUGCGUCCACACGUCCGGUUUGCUGCUGGGCAUCUUUGACGGUCACGGCGGACCGGCCUGCUCGCAGGUCAUCAGCAAGCGGCUGAUGCGCUACAUCGCCGCCUCGCUCGUGCCGCCGGACGAUCUGCGCCAGCACGUGCUGAACGGUGCGCAAAGCUUCUCCUUCCUGAGCUGCCACAACGAUAAGCUAGAGUUUGUGAGCGAAAUCAAGGAGCUGUACGAGAAAAGCUUCCACCAGUUCGCGAACGAGCUGACCAACACGACGCUGGCCGGAUUUCAGAUGCACCAAACGCUCGAGAACGCGUUCAUCCGGCUGGAUCAGGAUCUGUCCCGGGAGGCGAUCGAAAUGCCCAGCCUGCGGACGAUGUCGGUGGCGAUGAGUGGGGCCGUGGCGCUGGUCGCGCACAUAGACGGCCCCCAUCUGCACGUUGCGUCGGUUGGCGAUUGUUCGGCCGUGCUCGGUACCGUCACCGACACCGGGCAGUGGAUGGCGAAGAAGCUCACCAACGAGCACAACUCCGACAAUGUGGGCGAGGUUCGACGCUUGCUAAGUGAACACCCUGCCACGGAGCGGGAUACGGUGAUCCGGGGCGAACGGUUGCUCGGCCAGCUGGCACCACUGCGAGCGAUGGGUGACUUCCGCUACAAGUGGUCACGCGAGCAGCUCGAACAGCUUGUCGUGCCACAGUUCGGGGAGCAGGUAAUCGCACCGUACUACCUCACACCGCCCUAUCUGAGCGCGCGCCCCGAGAUUACGCAUCACAUCCUAACGCCGCGCGACAAGUUCCUGAUCAUCGCGAGCGACGGCCUGUGGGAUACGAUGAGCGCCAUGCAGACGGUGCAUCUGGUCGGGGAGCACAUGUACGGGAAGGCGUUCCUGCAGCCGCUCACUCUCCCCAAGCAGGACAUUACGCUCGGGGAGAUCAGUCAAAUGUUAACCACUCGAAAGGCGGGUCUGCAGAAGAAACCGCUCGAUCGCAAUGCGGCGACACAUCUGAUCCGCAACGCACUCGGCGGCACGGAGUACGGCGUGGAGCACUCAAAGCUGUCGCACAUGCUGUCACUCCCGCAGGACAUUGUGAGACUGUUCCGGGACGACAUUACCAUCACGGUGGUGUACUUUGACUCGGAAUAUCUCCGAAAUUGUCCCACUUGAUGGCGGGAGGGUGAAGGUCCCCGUCGUGAGACGGACAGUGCUUCAUAGGAAACCGCCGGAAGCAUUUAAAACACACACACACACUCAGAGACAGUUCAAUGUCGACAAAAUGGUAAAGGCUGGCCCCUUUUUUCCGCGCAAAUAUGUCCUACCGCUCAACUCAACAAAGCGUGCCCGUGUGUUCUUGGUAACGCGUUGUGUGUCCUAAUGAAUCAUUUUAUCGCAACAGCGUUACAACAGAGGACGCACACACUCACAUUAGGUGCUUGUUUUUCUUUAUUGUAUUUAUGUUUCCGUUUAUAUGUUUUUUAAAAAAGGAAUUUAAAAGGCCAAUGAGUUGAUCAACACGAAUCAAUCAGUCGAGACCUGUCAUGCGGUCGUCCAAAGCCGGCCACAGCGCAACGACGGCGCAUACGACGAAUUUUAUUUUACGGAAGUGCAAUUUGACGUGAAUUUAUUGCAUUGUUUUAAAAGAUUUAUCUGUUGAGUUCUUGAGUAGUUAAACGUGAAUAAAUUAAAACUAGUUCCGAAUGUUCCGCCAA